AGCUCGAUAUAGCUUCGCAAAACCUUAAAAAAAAAGGGAUAGUUAAAUAAUUUAUAUAAUUUGUUCAUCCUAAGUUUCUAAAGUUUACAUGAGUAAUGACGCCCACAGCACCAGAAACCGAAACAUAUGACGAUUUAAUAAAACGAAUACUGGAGUCAGACACGGACGAUGACUUUUCUAAGCAUCCACUGUCUUCAAAUAGUGCUCCAGAAGGGCCAUUACCACCAGAACUUGAAGCUGCCUUAGAAGAUAAUGUUCAAGCAGAAAAGUAUUUAAGUAAUUUAAAGAAAAGAAUGGAAGCAUGGAAAGCUGCGGGUUUAACUGACGCAAUGAAAAGAGCCCUUGAGCUCCUACACGAAAAUAAUGGACUGACAAGCGGGAAUAGCGAAGAAGACGAAGAUACUGAUGGAAGCAGUAAUGAUGAGCCAGCUACUCCAACGAUCGAUAUACAUGACAUUCAACCACAGCCAAAAGUAGCUGAGGGUUCAAUAUCGCGUCUUGUGAACGGUGUCUCUUCAUUGGUUGAUAUUGAAAAUUCUUUCAAUAAGCUCCGAAUACCAGAACUGGAUCUUCCUAUUACUCAAGAUAGUACAAUAAAAUCUGCGCUCACAGAAUUAUAUAAACUUCAAGAAGAUCUUCAAAUACAUUUACAAGGUGGACCAUUGGCGGAUCCAUCAACUAUGGGUGCACAGCGAAGAAAGAAAGUUGCUGAUCUGCUGGAACGGGUCAUGAAAGAAGCUGCUUUGUAUGAGGAAUUUGUAAAUAAAGCGCAACACCUUAGUCUAGAUAGAAUUUUGAAUGAAUCAGAAGGUUCUAGUGAUGAAGAAUGCAUAGAUUCUGAAACUAUAGAUACUGAAUCUGAGAUUCCUGGUUUUGAGGAUUCAUUAUCGGAUAUAUCUCGCAGGUCUGCAGCUACUCCAUCAACAACUCCACUUUCGCCACGUUCUUUAAGAGCUCUUGAUCCUAGUUUAGCACGAUUACGCUCUACUUCUUCUGCGUCGAUUCCUUCGAUGCAAUCUAGAGCAUCAUCUCGACUAUCACGUUCAUCAUCUCCUUCAAUAUUAGGUCUUGAGGACUUAGGAUUACUUGCCCCACCUGAACCAUGGGAAGCUUUCCGGUGGUCCCCUAUGGCAAAAUUAUCAGAACAAUUAUACUCAAAUCAGCAUGCAGGCUUGGCUACGGUGCUCGCUGUUAGUGGUGUUAUUGCAGUCGGUACUAUUCGUGGCUUAAUUAUGGUAUAUGAUUUUUCACAAACAUUAAAAUGCGUUCUUGGAACUACAGUCAAUGCUUUUGAACAGCAUGGUGCGGUUACCUCACUUGCUAUUUCUUCUGAUCACACUCAGAUUGUCAGUGGUCAUGCACAAGGAUUUAUAUUAAUAUGGGAUUUGCAAAGACCAAUGAAUCCAGUGCGUUCUAUUUCACCAAUUUCCCCGGCUGUUGCUGCAGGUGGCAGAAAAGAAGGACACAUUCGUGGUUCAUCAAUUUUACAUGUUGGGUUUGUCGGUAUGAGAAAAAAUGGAAUAGUGUCGGGAGACGAUCAUGGUAUGGCAUUUUACCAUAACUUGUAUAAGGUCAUGUUGGUUAAUGCUACAGAAACUACACGUAUUCUUGGAAGUUAUCCUACGCAGACAUCUGCUUCUCAAGCUUCAGUACCUUCUAAACCGAGAAGACCGAGUACAGUAUUUGGUUUAUCACCUUUGCCUCUUGGUCAAACGCCUCAUGGAUCCGAAAGUUUUGGGCUUGUAGCAAUGUUAACACCUUAUAAGAUGAUUAUAGUUAGUACUAAACCAACACCUCAAACCCAAUAUAAAUAUUUAAAACCCAAAAAUGUUUCGACGGAUUCAUCCACGUCAAAAUCAAUUGCCGGAUGCUUAGCAUGGUUUCCUGCUGAUAAGUUUCAGCUAAAUGACGAUUCACCAACUGAAUAUACUGAUCCUCUACUCGCAUUCUCAUGGGGUCAUCAUUUGACUAUUUUAAAAGUAACUGCUGUGCCACUCUCUGCUGCCGAACUUUCAAAAAAAAGAAGACGCCCUGAACAUGAUGUUAGGCUAGAAUUUACCAGAGUUGGUGAUUGGAAAUCUAGGAAUGGCAUAGUUGCGCUACAGUGGCUAUCCUCUCAGAUAUUGCUGAUUUUGACAAAUACCGAAGAUAUUGUUGUAUUUGAUCCAAAAUCUUUGCAUGAUUUUGAGCAAAGCAAUAUUCGUCAAAGAUCAUUAGUAUAUCAUGAUAGGUUUUCCUCACUUUUAAAGGAUAUCACGGACGAUUCAAAUGUGCAUGUAGAUACAUCAAGGACAACGGUUGAUUUGGCUUACUAUCACAGUAUACGCGUAUAUAAAGGAAACGUAUUUCUCUUGGGUGUGAGACAACUUCAUGCUGGGACACUUUUGUCAUGGGCUGAUCGUGUAGUUGCACUUGUGCAAUCUGGUGAUUUCCUUGAAGCUAUAGCUUUAGCCACAUCUUUUUAUAAUAAAACAUCAUCUCAAACAAUUCUUGGUUUACCGGAUGAUGAAGAAAGUCGUCAUGCAAUUGUAGGUGAAAAACUUAUGGAACUUUUAAUAGGUUCAAUAAAUUAUGCAUUUUCGAGCGAGCGUACAUUCCAGGGUAUGGUUGAUGAACAUAAUGGUAGCGGUGCAGUUUUAUUCAAUGAUUUAGCUGUCGCAUGUAUUGAGGCCUGUCUUAGUAUGCAUAGAGAGGACUUUCUAUUUAAUGAUGUUUAUGAGCGAUAUUCUGAGGCUUCUGCUAAAGGAGUACUCCUUGAAGUUUUUGAACCAUAUAUACUCGAAGAUAAAAUAAAGGAUUUACCGCCGGAAAUAAUGAAAGAUCUGGUCGAUCAUUAUAAGAGUCGUCGUAUGCUUGCAAAAGUUGAAAAAUGCAUAUGGCACAUUAACCCUCAAUGUAUAGAUAUUGAUCAAGUUGUCCAAUUAUGUCAAAGUGAAGGACUCUAUGAUGCGAUGAUCUAUGUUUGGAAUCGUUCCAUGAUGGAUUACGUUAGUCCGGCUGUUGAGCUUCUUAAAAUAAUCAGGAAAAUCUUAAUUUUAGAAAAGCGUAAAAAAAAGAAGCAUCGUUCUUCAAUGUCAACUUCCUCCAUUUCAGCUGAUGUUAAUGUUGAAGCGGGUGAAGAUUUGGAGACAAUGAGAACAAACGCUCGCAAAUUUUAUACUUACAUGGGAAAUAUUCUCACUGGUCGCACAUAUCCUAACGGUGCUCCACUUUCAGAGCCAGAAGCUAAUGAGGCUCGAACAACAUUAUAUUCUUUUGUGUUUUCUGGUCGUUGUGUUGUAUGGCCUAGGCACGGUGGGGAAUUAAUCUUAACAGCUGAAGAUGAGUUGAAAGGUUCAGAACCUACUUAUCCCUAUCUUAGAAUCUUCUUACGAUUUGAUACAAAAGCGUUCUUGCAAGCUUUAGAAAUCGCCUUUGAAGAUUCUUAUUUAAACGGGGUUGAAAUAAUUAUGAAUGGUGAUGAAUAUGUUGAGGAAGAAGAAUUACCUGGGAAAAUUAUAAAUCGUCAGUUAUUAGUGAAUAUCUUGUUAGAAGUUAUGACAUCAAGUUCUUAUGAUAACUCGGAAUUUUCCCAGACAGAUAUUUCCUACUUGUAUAGUUUUGUAGCGCGUAAUUUACCAAAAUACACACAAUUCUUACUAUUACCCCCAUCUAUCAUACACAAGAUACUGGUCCAUCUCAGUACUGAUAAUGUUCCUCGUACUCGGGAAGAACGACAACUUUCAGUAGAAUGUUUAUUAUCUAUUUAUACACCACAAGAUGAAAAUCAGAUGGUUCAGUUAUAUGAAAAUGCUGGGUUUUGGAGAGUGCUGGAGCAUGUAUAUAAAGCAGAUAAAAAAUACGGAUUAUUAGUGACAACUUAUUUAAAAGAUCCUGAACGAAGAAAUGAAGUUUUUGAUUGUAUUCGUAGCUUAUUAAAUCCCAACAGUAAGCUUACGGAGAAACAAAGAGAAGAAGUUACACAAACUAUUAUGACGAGAAUUGAUGAAAUUGUUGAUAUUGAUGGUGAACAAACUGCCGCAAUUAUUAAAACAUAUUUUGACAGUGAUCAUAAAACUGUUAUCGAGAAUUUAUCAUCAUCUCCAGCACGUUUAUUCACUUAUUUGAGGGGACUGUUGGAACCUUCUCAAGAAAAUAUAACAGGCGGAGAACUUGUGAGGGUUCGAACUGUCGAAGAACAAGUUAUUAUGUCUGAAGCACAUUCAGAGUCCCUUCUUAUAGAUCCAGAAAUUCAUGAACAGUAUAUUGCAUUAAUGUGCAGAUUUGAUCCUACAGGUGUAUACCAUUAUUUACAAACUCAUCCAGAUACCUAUAGAAUGGAAUAUGUAUUGCCUAUUUGUGAUGACACUGAUAUUGUAGACGCAGUGGUUUGGAUUUUGGAGAGAAGUGGUAAAGCAGUUGAAGCACUUAACAAAAUUUUGGAUAUAGUCCAAGAUAAAAAGCAGGAAAUUCUUUCAUUGAUUGAAGAUAAAAAAAAUGACAUAAAUGACCAAUGGACAUUAAUAGAAAAAACAAAAAUAGAGACAUCUUUAAUGAAAUUAAAAGGUGUACUCAAGAUUGGCAUUCUUUUGUGCGAGAAUAGUUGCCGACGAGCAACUUCAACAAAAGGUUCUAAGGGUGCUGUUGCCUUGCCUCAAGACCAUACUACAGAAAGUGAAACUGAGUUAUUAUGGUUCAAACUUCUUGAUGCAUUUUUGGAUGCCACUAAAGCUAUAUCUUCAUGUGUAAUACCACCAAUACCUCCAAUGAUGUCAGAAAAACUUUUAGCCAAUGGGCAAUUAUCCUCAUUUGAAGUAUCGAGAUCACCUAUAUCACCAUAUAUUGCAAAUCAUUUAGUUACUACUUUUAAAUCAUAUGUUCAGUCUAUUAUGAGGUCCUUACUGUUGUCCACAUCUUCGCCUUACGUUUCAUUGCCGAGACUAUUGCUUAGAUUUAUUCAGUCGCAAGCCAAAAGGAAUAGUACCGUCUCGGACUUUCGGGACAUUUUCGUAGGGAUGAUUGAUACAUAUAAAUAUGAAGGUCAGUUGCUAGCUAUGACCAACCGACUAUUUGAAAAGGACUUGUUCAUGAAUGUAGCGGGUGUUGUUAGACAGCGUGGUAAAGGCUGGCGCCCUCGUAGGGGGGCAUGUGAAGUGUGUGGGGUUCAGUUUUGGGGAACGGAUCUUAACCAUCUGAACCUUCGCACACCAUCUGGUUGGGGUUCACCCGAAAAGAAAACGCCCCAUUCAUCCACUAUAUCCAACCCUGCCAAUAUUGCAGAUGCCUUACCAGAUGCCUUACCGACCCUUGAAUUACUUGAAGAAGAAUCUAAUCAGUACCUGUCUGAUGGAGAAGCUUCGACAUCUGUCAACCCACUCCCCUCGCCACCGUCUCCUCAACCUUCAACAUCGUCAACGAUUCAAGAAAACGACCUAUUACUUUUCCGUUGUGGCCACGGUUACCAUCGUAGAUGCCUCGAGACCGAAUCGAACAUUUCUACAGAAAAUGAACCAGAAACUAUAUGUACGGUUUGUCAAAUAGAACGACGGAGUGAUGACAUUGAUUUAAUGAAUAAUUCAACGGGAAGAAUUAAGGGCAAAGACAAAAUUAUUUAAUGAUGGAACUGUAAUGCCUCGAAAAAGGUUUUUCAACAGACUUUGAAAAUUAUGACGUGAAAAUUUUGUGAUUUAUUAUAACUUUUAAUCUCUCCAUUAUUAACCUUUUUUGAAUGUUGAAUUAUUUUUAUAAUGGUAUUCAACAAUUACUUUUAAUUAUUGGUUUAGGACUUUGUUUAAAGGGUCUGUGUCUCCAGGUUUUUUUUCCAUUUUUUUCUCUUGAUUAUAAUUAUUACUUAGUGUAAUUAUAAAUUAAAUUCUUUAUUUGUAAUUUUAGAUUUUAUUUAGGAGGGGGGGGGGUUUAUAAAUUUUAUUGUAUUUUAUAGUAUUUAUUUAAACAUUUGUUCUUGGAGAAUUUUUUCUACAUCAAAUUGUAAAUUAUUAUUAAAAUACUUUGAUGUUUCUGGUUUUCGGAUAUAUAAGUUCGUUACAAUUUACAAUAUUAAAAAUAUACUCUUUCAAUAAUA
Rhizophagus irregularis DAOM 181602=DAOM 197198 is the source of this 6061-nucleotide messenger RNA. The record is from RefSeq and is a predicted model, not a curated record. NCBI's taxonomy places the organism in Eukaryota, Fungi, Glomeromycota, Glomeromycetes, Glomerales, Glomeraceae.